AUGGCGCCUCCCUUCCCGUUUCCAGAACCCCCAGAGUCCCGCCUCUACCGUCACCGGCAGCUGGCACCAACAGCAAAUGUCCGUGUCUCCCCACUUUGUCUAGGCACCAUGGGCUUUGGCGAGGCCGAUAAAGCGCGUCUGGGUGAAUGUUUCAAGGAGACGGCCUUUGCCAUUCUCGACAAGUUUUGGGCGCUCGGCGGCAAUUUCCUCGACACGGCGUGCGGGUAUCAAUCCCAGCAGUCCGAGCAGUGGCUCGGCGAAUGGUUCACAGCCAGAGGCAACCGCGACGAAUUUGUCAUUGCGACCAAGUAUUCCAGUCCGUAUCGCAAGCACGAGAAGCAUGUCAAGAUUCAGUCCAAUUUUGGAGGCAACGGCACCAAGAGUCUUCGCCUGACGCUGGAGAAUUCGCUUCGAAACUUGCAGACCAGCUACAUUGACCUCUUCUACGUUCACUGGUGGGACUACAACUCCACCAUCCCGGAAUUGAUGCAUGCUCUGAAUGAUCUCGUUGUCGCUGGCAAGGUCAAUUACUUGGGUAUUUCUGACUGUCCGGCGUGGGUCGUCACCAAGGCCAACCAGUAUGCGCGCGACCACGGCCUCCGUCAAUUCGUUGCCUACCAAGGACUAUGGAACGCCGCCGUGCGCGACUUUGAGCGCGACAUUAUUCCCAUGUGCAGGGACGAGGGCAUGGCUCUGAUUCCCUACGGCGCCCUCGGCCACGGAAAGUUCCAGACGGAACAGGCCUACAAGGAGCGAGAGAGCAACAACCCCGGGAGGAAGGGCCCCAUUAGCGAAAAGUACCGAGCGGUAUCGAGACAAAUGGAGAGCAUCUCAGUCGCCAAGGGGACAAAGCUUCACACGGUUGCCCUGGCCUAUGUGAUGCAAAAGGAGCCGUACGUCUUUCCGCUCGUGGGCACCCGCACCUUGCAACAUCUCGAGGACGCUGUGGAAGGUUUAAAGGUCAGCUUGUCUGAUGACGACCUGCUGGAGAUUGAAAAGGCAAACAUGUUUGAUCCUGGAUUCCCGCACACCUUCUUGUCGGGUUCACAAUUUGGCGGCGACCCCAUCAUUCCUCAAGGUGCUCAGGAUGUUUGGUUGACGAAUGUUAUUGGGACUUUUGAUUAUGUUCAAGGCCCGAAGCCUAUUAGACCUGGUAAUUGA
This is a messenger RNA of Pestalotiopsis fici W106-1, 1161 nucleotides long. RefSeq lists its product as uncharacterized. Bases 1 to 1161 code for a protein of 386 amino acids. The transcript is spliced from 2 exons. The record is from RefSeq and is a predicted model, not a curated record. NCBI's taxonomy places the organism in Eukaryota, Fungi, Ascomycota, Sordariomycetes, Amphisphaeriales, Sporocadaceae.